Cydia strobilella is the source of this 1362-nucleotide messenger RNA. RefSeq lists its product as uncharacterized. The record is from RefSeq and is a predicted model, not a curated record. NCBI's taxonomy places the organism in Eukaryota, Metazoa, Arthropoda, Insecta, Lepidoptera, Tortricidae. The transcript has 8 exons. The coding region runs from base 37 to 1362 and encodes 441 amino acids.
UACAUUAAAAUUUCUGCACAUCAUGUCUAGAAUGAGAUGUUAGCGAUCGAGCUAGCGGCUGUUUUGGCUGCUCUUUUCAUCUGUUGCUCCGGCGCGUCGGUGAACUAUUGUGAGGCUGCGAUGUGUGGGAUGUCGAAUGCUCACACGUUUUGUCAGUAUACCGAGGGUCCAGGGCCCAAAUGUACCGGUUAUAUAGAUGACCGUCUCUCGGGCGAGGAGAAGACGCGUUUGAUUGGUCGUAUGAACCGUCGGCGUAAUGAGGCAGCUCUUGGCAAAUUACAACUGCCUGCAGCUAGCAAUAUGCUUAAACUGCGUUGGGUCGAAGAGUUAGCUCGAGAAGCGCAGGUAUGGGCAGAUCAAUGCGCCCCGCCUAACAAUCCCGAGGGACAUGACGCGUGCAGGGAUCUGUAUUCAAUAACAGUAGGACAGUGCGUGGCAUCAGUGGUGGGCGAAGCGCCCGGCCUCCGGCCCGAGUCCAUGGUUGACAUGUGGUACUUGCAAGGCCGGCAGAAUACCAUCCCCACGGAUGACAAGAACUAUCCAAUGGACUUUGCGCAAAUGUUAUGGGCGCACACGUACUUAGUUGGCUGCGCUCGAAGCCGAUUUAUGAUAGAGCAAAAUGGCCGCCUCCGUACAGUAACUCGGCUGGUGUGCAACUUCGCACCGCGCGGACCGGAGGGCCCGUUGUGGGUCCCAGGAGCGCCUGCAUCCGCCUGCCCGGCUAGUUCGGGGCCUGACCCGGUGUUUUCUGGACUUUGUACCUUUCAUCACGACGCGACCUUUACGUAUGAUGCCAGUAAUACAACAGUAUUAAAGGAACAGUUAGUUUUGGAUACAAUCCUGGAAAUAGAGAGAAAUGAAUCUUUGAACUAUCAUGGUAGCUUGGACCAAAUAUAUUUGACAAAAAUGGUGGCAGCAAGUAUAAAUAAUCCAACUGAGCAGCAAUAUCAACUUGAUUUCACAAAGAAAAAUGAUAGAGUUGAAGCCGAAGUUCCAGAUUACAAGGAAGUCAUUAUAAAUGUUACUGACGAUAGUACGAUAACUGAUUACAGCCACGAUAAUGUAACAACAGAAAUAGUAAACGAAUCAUCUACAGGACUAGUAACCAAAAACAUAUUUAGUACAGUUGGAAGACCGAAAUCAUAUAACAUAGAGGAGCUCAAUGUGGUAAACAAGGAUAAUGAAAAUGGAACAGCAAAUUCAGUGCCUGUCAAAGAAGAUAAUAUUUACAAUGAUUAUGAUCAUGACGACAUUGUAGAGAGAAAUGAACGGGAUUAUAUUGCGACUGUGAGAGAAAGCAGUGUAACAGCUGCAACGCCUCCAGAUGUAAUCGGUCCGUAUGUUUUUCUUAUGACAAUGUAA